CGCAUUCCAGAGUGGGCACCUUUCAGAACGCACAGGAGCAGAAAACGCCGGAGAAGAACUUAUAUUCAAACCAUUCUUUAAACCUUCAAUUAAAUAUGCAUCCUAACCCGGGUACCUGGCUGGGCGUAGUGACAUUUAUUGUCUGGACCUUCAUUUGUAUUGGGACACUCGCGGAGGGCUACCCGGUCAAACCCGAAAACCCUGGUGAAGAUGCACCAGCGGAGGAACUCGCCAAGUAUUACUCUGCUCUCAGACAUUACAUCAACCUCAUCACAAGGCAGAGGUAUGGGAAGAGAUCCAGCUCUGAUACACUGGAUACACUGAUCUCAGAACUGCUGCUAAAGGAGAGUGCAGACACAAUCCCACAGUCCAGGUAUGACGAACCUUCGUUGUGGUAACAAUGUCUAUGUCCCCACCCAGCACCCCACCUCAUUGCAGUGCCGACAAGCUAUUGACCUCAACAACAUGGCCGCUUCACCAUGGCCAAAGCCCAAUCCUAACAUGUGACUGGUGCACCAUGGGUUGCUUGAUGUAUGCAUCCUCCUCUCUUCCUCGUACUUCAUCCAGGGGCUACUCCUGUGCCAUAAAUCUGUACAUAGUCUUAUUGAAUUCAAUAACUGUGCAUUGUUAGUGUAAGUCAGGGGAGAUAAUUAUUGAUUGUAUGGUCAAAACUGCUAUUAAAGAUUCAGUGUAUAAAGGA
Molecule: messenger RNA, 700 nt
Organism: Esox lucius (northern pike)
Lineage: Eukaryota; Metazoa; Chordata; Actinopteri; Esociformes; Esocidae
Gene: npy
Product: neuropeptide Y
Exons: 4
Coding region: 96-398 (100 amino acids)
Biological process (GO): feeding behavior; neuropeptide signaling pathway
Cellular component (GO): extracellular region
Molecular function (GO): neuropeptide Y receptor binding; neuropeptide hormone activity
Source: RefSeq, a predicted model, not a curated record